AUGUCCUGCUCGGCCAAAAGAUGUUUGUCGUUCUUCAAGGCCUUAAAAGUGACACAAAAAUUCGAAUGGAACAAAGAUUGUGAGAAAGCAUUCGAGGAACUGAACAAAUUCCUGACCACCCCACCAUUGCUUAGUUGUCCAACAAAGGGGGAAACACUCUACUUAUACAUUUUUGCGAGGAAAGAAACCAUAGGGACAAUACUGGUAAGAGAGGAAGAUGCGCAAGCCUUGGCAGAUUUCUUAGCCGAGAUAACCCCUAGCGAAGCAGAAGAAUCUGUACCAGAAUUAAUAUGGGAACUUCACGUAAUUGGAACUUCGAAUGAAAAAGGAGCAGGAGCGGGAGCCAUUCUCAAAGGACUCGGAAAGGUGAAAAUCGAAUACGGAGUAAAUAUCCAAUCCGCCGCUAGCAAAAACGCUGCGGAAUACGAAGCCCUGAUCGCAGGACUCGGCUUAGCUCUGGAAUUAAAAACAGAAAUUCUGAAGAUAUACAGCGACUCUCAACUGGUAGUAAACCAAGUCAAGGGAGAAUAUUAG
Molecule: messenger RNA, 534 nt
Organism: Mercurialis annua (annual mercury)
Lineage: Eukaryota; Viridiplantae; Streptophyta; Magnoliopsida; Malpighiales; Euphorbiaceae
Exons: 2
Coding region: 1-534 (177 amino acids)
Molecular function (GO): nucleic acid binding; RNA-DNA hybrid ribonuclease activity
Source: RefSeq, a predicted model, not a curated record